Didymella exigua CBS 183.55 is the source of this 552-nucleotide messenger RNA. RefSeq names its product mitochondrial succinate dehydrogenase cytochrome b560 subunit D. NCBI's taxonomy places the organism in Eukaryota, Fungi, Ascomycota, Dothideomycetes, Pleosporales, Didymellaceae. The record is from RefSeq and is a predicted model, not a curated record. Gene Ontology annotation, biological process: tricarboxylic acid cycle; mitochondrial electron transport, succinate to ubiquinone. Gene Ontology annotation, cellular component: mitochondrial envelope; membrane. Gene Ontology annotation, molecular function: ubiquinone binding; heme binding. The transcript is spliced from 3 exons. Bases 1 to 552 code for a protein of 183 amino acids.
AUGGCAUCCCUCAUGCGUCCCUCCGUCUUCCGCCAGGCGCCCGCCGCCUCGCAGCGCGUUAUGUCUGCCUUCGCGCGCCCCAGCGCCGCCAUGGCCCAGUUCAAGCCCGCCUUCCAGAACUCCACACGGGUCGCCGCCUUCCACGCAACGCAGAGGAACCAGAUCUUGCCUCCGCUGCCCCAGAAGAUCGUUGGAACUGCCAACGAGCCCGUCGAAGUCCCCACCCCCGACUACACCCACGGAUCCUACCACUGGAGCUUUGAGAGGAUCGUCUCCGCCGGUCUCAUCCCCCUCACAAUUGCCCCCUUCGCUGCCGGCUCGCUGAACCCUCUCACCGACUCGAUCCUCUGCGCCCUGCUUGUCGUCCACUCGCACAUCGGUUUCGAGGCGUGCAUCAUCGACUACUUUCCGAAGAAGCGCGUGCCUAUGGUCCGUAACAUGGCCAUGUGGGCGCUCCGUGCCGGAACCGUCCUUCUUGGUGUUGCGCUGUACUCCUUCGAGACAAACGAUGUUGGCGUCACAGAGGCUGUUCGCCAGCUCUGGACAGCAUAG